Malaclemys terrapin pileata is the source of this 1221-nucleotide messenger RNA. It is a transcript of the gene SAYSD1, whose product is annotated as SAYSVFN motif domain containing 1. The transcript is spliced from 2 exons. The coding region runs from base 84 to 542 and encodes 152 amino acids. The record is from RefSeq and is a predicted model, not a curated record. NCBI's taxonomy places the organism in Eukaryota, Metazoa, Chordata, Testudines, Emydidae.
CCGAGCGCUCAGUGACGUAGGGGGCCUGUGUGCGAAGAGGCGGGGGGUGUCGGGACGAGCAGCCACGGCCGGCGCGGGUCUCCAUGGAGCGGAGGCUGGCGCAGUUCCGAGCCGCGCGCAGCGCCCCCCAGCCCGCGGCGGCUCCGCCUAGCGAGCAGAAAGCCGGGCCGGAGGCAGGCCUCGGCCCGCGGGACCGCCCCGCCCAGGAAGAGGCGCGCAGGCCGGGACCCCCGCAGGACGUGGCUGCCGGUGCCGCCGCCCCGUGGGGCGCCCGGGCUCUCCUGCCCCACGUGGCCUUGCUGAAGUUCCUGCUCUGGCUGGUGCUGCUGGGGCUCGCGGCGGAGCUGCAGUUCGGGCUGCCCUGCUUCGUCCUGUCGCUGUUCUACUGGCUCUACGCCGGCAUGCGCGGCCCCGGCCAGAGGCGGCCGGGGGAGAGAAGCGCCUACUCCGUCUUCAACCCGGGCUGCCAGGCCAUCCAGGGCACGCUCACCGCGGAGCAGCUGGAGCGAGAGUUACUCUACGGCCCCGCCGCCGGGAGGUAGCGGCUGGCGCCAGGGGACUGUGGGCGCAGCCUGACGAGCAGCAGCUGUGUGCGCGCCUCCCCCUCGGCAGCUGGUGCCACCCUUUGUCUGCGCUUCCCCUGCUCGCUGCCGUGCCUUAGGCGCCCCCCUCGGGCCUGUGUGAAAUCCAUCCUCGUAGCACCGCAAAACUAACUGUUCUUCGCCGCCUGAGCCUCUCGCUCGCUAAGGGAGUGAAUUCGAGGUGGCUCCAAAUAAGAAAGUAGCGAGCGCUGUUCCGGGUGAAAUGCCUCAAUUGACGCCUGCUGGCUUGAAGUUAUGGCCACAAAGUGGUGCCAAUUCUAAUGUACUGAUAUGGCCUUAUACACAACUUCUGGACACUAAGGCUUCUGGUACCUCAGAAGGCAGGGCAGUCUGAACCUCCUUGCCUUUAUUUUCUUAUGCUGCUGGCCCUCUAGUGAAAGCAAUUAACCUGUGAAGACUGUCAUCUUAAUAUUAAGCAGCGUAAUGAAGAAUCCAUGCCUAGCCUGGCUUUCAGAGUCAGGACCCCAUCUGCUCUGAGACCAAAUUUCACAGCAGUGUUAACUUAAUUCUACUGCCCCUGAAAUACCCUUCAUUCUUGUUUCUUACCCUCUCCCCCCCAUACAGAUAAAUGUGUCAUAGCUGAAAAUAUUCAGGGAUUUAAAAUGUGUUGUAUUUACUA